Lindgomyces ingoldianus is the source of this 1025-nucleotide messenger RNA. RefSeq names its product NAD dependent epimerase/dehydratase family protein. The transcript is spliced from 4 exons. Gene Ontology annotation, molecular function: protein-containing complex binding. The record is from RefSeq and is a predicted model, not a curated record. Lineage: Eukaryota; Fungi; Ascomycota; Dothideomycetes; Pleosporales; Lindgomycetaceae. Gene Ontology annotation, cellular component: mitochondrion. Bases 29 to 904 code for a protein of 291 amino acids.
CUUCAAUACACCAAGACAAUAUUGAUCAAUGGCACAGGCGGCGAAGAAGAAGCUCGUAGUCUGUGGUGGAAAUGGGUUUCUGGGGAGCCGCAUCUGCAAAGCUGCCGCACAUCGCGGAUGGCAGGUCACGUCAAUAAGUCGCUCCGGUGAUCCCAAUUGGUCCUCCCUAUCCUCAUCCCCCAAUCCCCCAACUUGGUCCAAAAAUAUCUCCUGGCAGAAGGGUGACAUCCUCAAUCCCUCGACAUAUACAUCUCAUCUCGAAAACGCAGAUGCUGUAGUACAUUCUAUGGGCAUACUUCUUGAAGCAGAUUACAAGGCGGUCGUGUCAGGGAAAGAGUCGCCGUGGAGUGGUCUCCAGCGUGCAUUUAGUGCCACGAAAGCCGGAACCCAGAAUCCAUUGGAGAGAAAAGAAGGGGAGCCGCUAAGGCCGCAGGAGAAAGAUGGGCAGCUGACUUAUGAGGUUAUGAAUCGGGAUACUGCGGUCAGUCUUGCAAAAGAGGCCUCUCUGAAGUCCGUCCCGAAUUUCGUCUACAUUUCCGCUGCAGCUGGCACACCUAUCCUUCCCACCCGCUAUAUUUCGACCAAGCGCGAAGCGGAAUCUAUAAUAUCCACUACCUUCCCAAAGAUGCGGAGCAUCUUCAUCCGAGCACCGUUCAUGUACGAUUCAUCGAGGAGCUUCACAAUACCUAUUGCUGUUGCCGGGAGUGUUGCAUCUAUAGUUAAUGGCAUGGUUGGAGGAAGGCUCACAUGGUUGAUGGGUGCUGGAGGGAUAAAGCCCCUCAAAGCGGACCUUGUUGGCGAGGCUGUGGUUGAAGCGCUUGAAGAUGAAAGCGUUCAUGGGCCGGUGGAAGUCAAAGAGAUUGAAACCCUGGGAAUGCAGGCUUGGAGAAAGAACAUGCUAUAAGGUCUCGGCAAUGUAUAGUAUUGCUGAUUGUACAAUAGUUCUUAUCUCACUCGCCACUCAAGAGCAAUAGAAUUGGCAUUGGCGGCUUCACUACUGCAUGCUAGUAUUGCGCAUAUAAAGC